Messenger RNA from Naegleria lovaniensis, 471 nucleotides. RefSeq lists its product as uncharacterized. NCBI's taxonomy places the organism in Eukaryota, Heterolobosea, Eutetramitea, Acrasida, Naegleriidae. The record is from RefSeq and is a predicted model, not a curated record. Gene Ontology annotation, cellular component: cytoplasm. The coding region runs from base 1 to 471 and encodes 156 amino acids. Gene Ontology annotation, molecular function: D-tyrosyl-tRNA(Tyr) deacylase activity. Gene Ontology annotation, biological process: tRNA metabolic process. The transcript has 2 exons.
AUGUCCAAAGCACGAGUUAUCCUUCAAAAUGUCAAUUCUGCCAGUUUGUUGAUGAAUAAUGUGGACGAAUGGAAAUCAACUGUGAAUAAUCGAGGAGUGGUUCUAUACCUUUCUUUUAUGAAAGGAUGUACUCCCGAAGAUGUUUCAAAAAUAGUGAAACAAAUUCUUCAAUCGAAAAGCAUUUCUACAGGGCUAGACAAUGGAAAACAAGCAAUUUGCGAGUUAGAUAAUUUCGAUAUUGUUAUAGUUCCCCAAGCUUCAAUUGCAGGAAAAUUAAAGGAUAAGAAUUUCCAAUAUUAUCAAUUAAUUGACAAAGAUACAGGAUUGCAGUUGUAUGAACAUUUUGUUAAAGAAGUCCACUCUAUGAUGACAGGAAGAGAAGGCACUGUUAUUAUUUCAGGCACUUAUGGAAAUAGACAAGGUUUACAAUUCUCUUCAGAUGGGCCCUAUUGUCACAUAUUCGAUGUGUAG